AUGGAUAGUAAGAAUGAAAAUCUUUCUCUAAGCGCCCCAUUGAUUACUGUCUAUGAUCAGGAAGGACUUCGUGGCGUCGAGAAUGAUCAGAGAAAAUGUGAAAGCGGUAUUUGGAGGAACGAAAUUCUUGAAGAAGUAAAGAAGCAGUUGUGGCUAGCAGGGCCUCUAAUAGCGGUGAAUCUCCUGAAAAAACUAAUACAGGUGAUAUCAUUGAUGUUUGCUGGUCAUCUUGAUGAAUUAUCUCUUUCUGCUGCUUCCAUGGCCAAGUCCUUUGUAUCCAUGAUCGGUUUCGGCUUGUUAUUGAGCUUGUUUCAUUUUCUCCAUAUUAUUUGUGGGCAAUCAUAUGGAGCAAAGCAGUAUCAUAUACUAGGCAUACACAUGCAGAGAGCUAUGCUUGUUCUUAUACUCCUUAGCAUACCACUUGCUUUCAUUGUGUCAAACACCAAUUCUAUUCUAAUUGCUGUAGGCCAAAAUGCUUCCAUAGCAGCAGAGGCUGGAAAUUAUGCCAUUUUCUUGAUUCCUAGCCUUUUUGGUUAUGCUAUUCUUCAGUGCCAAAUUAGAUUUCUACAAUCCCAGAACAUGAUAUUUCCAUUGUUGCUCAUUGCCGGAUUCACAACACUUUUCCACAUUUUUCUCUGUUGGGUUUUGUUGUUUGAAUCUGGAGUUGGAAACAGAGGAGCUGCUUUGGCGAAUUCCAUCUCUUAUUGGAUCAACGUGAUAUCGUUGGUGCUCUACGUGAAGUUCUCUUCUUCAUGUGCAAAAACUUGGACAGGCUUUUCGAAAGAGGCAUUUCAUGACAUUAUAUCUUUUCUCAGACUUGCUGUUCCUUCAGCUUCAAUGUCAUGCUUGGAGUUUUGGUCUUUUGAAGUACUGGUUCUCUUAUCUGGUAUCCUUCCUUAUCCAGACUUAGAAGCCUCUGUGCUUUCUAUCAGCCUCAAUUUAAAUUCAGUAGUUUGGAGGAUCGCUCUAGGCCUCAGUGGUGCUGGGAGGUGA
Molecule: messenger RNA, 993 nt
Organism: Ziziphus jujuba (common jujube)
Lineage: Eukaryota; Viridiplantae; Streptophyta; Magnoliopsida; Rosales; Rhamnaceae
Product: protein DETOXIFICATION 16-like
Exons: 4
Coding region: 1-993 (330 amino acids)
Biological process (GO): xenobiotic detoxification by transmembrane export across the plasma membrane
Cellular component (GO): membrane
Molecular function (GO): antiporter activity; xenobiotic transmembrane transporter activity
Source: RefSeq, a predicted model, not a curated record